Alternaria burnsii is the source of this 1803-nucleotide messenger RNA. RefSeq lists its product as uncharacterized. The transcript has a single exon. The record is from RefSeq and is a predicted model, not a curated record. Lineage: Eukaryota; Fungi; Ascomycota; Dothideomycetes; Pleosporales; Pleosporaceae. Bases 1 to 1803 code for a protein of 600 amino acids.
AUGAAUACGCUGUAUCCCACGCGGCUAUCGGACACUGACAUCCGCCUCUUGCAUAUACUACCCUCUGAGUCUCCAGAGUCACCAGUAUCGUGUGAGCUUCGGCAGUACGACAUUGACCACCUUCCCGCAUAUGAAGCGCUCUCUUACUGUUGGGGCGACUCAGCUGAACGGCGUGAGAUAGUUUGUAAUGGCACAACACACUGGAUUACGAUGAACCUGCGGGAUGCGCUUGUUAGAAUGCGACUAACGAACGAGGCACGGAUUGUCUGGGCAGACGCACUGUGCAUUGCGCAGUCUGAUGAAGAAGAAAAGAGCUCUCAGGUACGCCGCAUGGGUUCGAUCUUUCAUUGCGCCAAACGCGUCGUUGUCUGGCUGGGUCACAUCGAAACGGAGUAUGCUUUGGAUAUCAAGCGUGUUUUCGAUUCCCUGAUAUGCGUCAAAGCCUUCAAAGAUGAUCCCGAGCACCAUUUUUCUGACUGGCGUAUCCCGGAUGUAGCUGCAGUCUUCGGCGGACCGCUACCAUGGAAUGCGCUAAAACUCUUCUUCGAUAUCCCUUGGUUUCGGCGGAUAUGGUGUAUACAAGAGAUUAGAUUAGCUUCUGAUUCAAUGUUUUAUUGGGGAACUGAGGAACUUUCGAGGUACGUUCCCGUGCGCCUAGCUGGAUGGACGGUGGACCGUUGCCAAGGCGAGAUACAACAUUCACCAUACGCGAUCUUCGAACAGUUCGCUUAUCAUAUGAACGGUCCAUUCCGUGACGACAAAUGUAGUCUUCUUUCAGCUCUGAGAACCUACAGAAAAUGGGAAGCUACGGAUCCUCGAGAUAAGAUCUAUGGCAUUCUUGGUUUGAUGGAACUUGGGGAGGAAAGACAUAUCAUCAGAAUUGAUUAUGAUAAGUCCAUCCAGGAUGUUUACCAUGAUUUGGCCACUGCAGUCAUAGGAUGGACUGGCGAUCUUGCCCUUUUUGCCCAUGUACAUCAUGGUGCACGCUAUGACGGUGACCCAAGAUACAGAUCUUGGAUCCCUCAAUGGGAUCAGACGGUACAUGUGCCGAUUUUCCCGAUAGGAAGUCUUUUGUCUCCGUCUGUUUUACCAAACGGGACAUAUAAUACGACAUCUCCGCCCGAUGGCAGUACACAGCCUUCUGACCGAUCAAUAAUGGUAUCCGGAUUGACUCAUCAAACAGUCUUGUAUACAGGACCGCCAAUAAACGGAUCCCUUGCUGACUUGCCGCAUGAGAAGAUAACUUUUAGAAACUAUCCGCAACGGAUUGUCCUAGAGUACUGGAGCGAGAAGGUGCCCACGUGGUCCCCUUUAGGCCGUGAUGUGAGCCCCGUAAUGAUGUCAAUGGCACGAACAUUGACCACAGGAGUGGUACUUCAAGAUGAUACGUUGUACGAGUGCGCAACUGAAGACGAGAUAGCAGCAUAUUCCCAAAGCUUUUUAGCUUAUAUUCGCCUCCUCCACUUGAUUGCGGAUAACGAGAGUGGAGGUGGCUUAACGACACAACAUUUGAGCGAGCAUGACGAUGAGUGGAAGCUGUUUGAGGAUAUUAUGGGAAAUCAUUGCUUUCGACGAAAGUUCUUUCGUACUAAGAAUGGUUCCCUCGGCCUUGGACCGGCUUGUCUGAGAGAGAACGACAUUAUUGUAGUCCUGGAAGGGGCAUAUAAUCCUUGUGCGCUGCGGCCAAGGGGCGACGUCUACUUACUAUUAGGCGAUGUGUACAUGGACGAGAUUAGGCACGGAGAGCUCAUCAAAGAGAUUGAAGAAGGGCGCAAGGAACGUCAGUAUUUCUGCCUUAGAUAA